Haemonchus placei is the source of this 699-nucleotide messenger RNA. NCBI's taxonomy places the organism in Eukaryota, Metazoa, Nematoda, Chromadorea, Rhabditida, Trichostrongylidae. The record is from the annotation of a GenBank genome assembly.
AUGAAAAGGUUUUCACUCACCUUCAGUUGUGUCUACUUCUUCAGAUGUAGUUGGGGAAAGGUUACUGCCACUAUUUCUGCUGUUGCUGUAGUAGAAUUGCUCGCCAUCAUUGUUGGAGUCGAGGCAGUUGUCAUUGUUGUGAAACUCGGUGUCGUGGUUAGGGAUGUUGCUGUCGAAGUCUCGGUUAUUAUCGUUUUUAAGACAACUGUUGGAGCCGUUGCAGUAGUUGUUGUUGCGGGGGUAGUUGUCGUUGUUUCUGGAGUCGUAGUCGUUGUGAUUGAUGUCGGAGUAGUGGUUGUUGCUUCUGUUGAUGUUGUUGUGGUGGUAGUUGUCGUUGUUUCUGGAGUCGUAGUGGUUGUAAUUGAUGUUGUAGUAGUGGCUGUAGUAGUAGUAGUUGCUGUUGUUGUGGGGAUAGUUGUCGUUGAUGUUGUAGUCGUAGUAGGUGUGGUUGUAGUCGGGGUAGUGGACGUUGUUGUUGUUGCUGCUGCUGUUGUUGUUGUUGCGAUGGUGGUAGCAGCGGUCGCUGUCUUUGGACUCGUCGUGGUAAUAGGCGCUGCUGUCGUAUUCGAGAUGGGGGUUGGAGUUUCGGUUGCUGUAGUUUUCAUGCUUUCUUCAUUCUCCUGUAACUUUUUCUUUAUCGUCUUCGCACAAUUUUCCUUCACACUAUUAGAUGCCAGCAGUUCAUCCACGUAUGUCUGA